AUGACAUCGUCUCUCAGUGGUGUUGUGUCAAAAGCGGCUCUUUUUGUGCGCCCCAAAUAUGCGCAGGAGCGGGAGUUGCUUUCCGUGAUUAAGUUCAAGCUGCAUGAGGCGGGAUUUAUUAUCAUCCACGAGGAAUACCGGCGCAUCAAUGAGGAGUUGGCAGACACCAUUGCCGUCCAGCUUGAUCGUACCGCAUUUCUCAGUGGUAGUGCCGCCCCAUCGAUUGCUUUGGAGGACGCGGCGACGUCUCGGCCCAUGUUCACGUGUGAGCACGCGACCUCCGUUCCAACUGGGCAACAGGACCUUGUUGGACAUGUAUACUUGUAUGUGCUGGCACGACGGGACUGUCAUGUGGAUUUGUUGCGGUUUCUCUGUCGUCUAUUCGCUGAUGAGGACUUUACAUCGGUGCUAAAGUGCAUUCGGGAAAAGGCCACACGGGAAGAGGCUACCACGGCAGCAGUGAAAAAUGAAAGGGAAAAUGAAGAAAAGUCCGAAGGAUCACACAUUUCAUGUCCGGUGUUUUGUAAUGCCACUGCCGUUGCAGCAAAGCAGGUGGUUCAGCUACUGUUUCCACGCAUGUUAGCGCAGGAUGUGCCAAGCACGGGUGCCUCGAAAGAAUACGUGCAGGCAGAGCUGAAGGGCGCCCUGUUGCCUGCACUCGUGGAGUUGUCAAAGGCGAAACCCGAAAAUCCCAUUCGGUGGCUGGCGGAGCGGCUUCUAAACACCAACACACGCGCCCCACCGCUGGUUCCCGCGUCGAGCGUCAAUGGAAACGGCUGA
Trypanosoma cruzi is the source of this 780-nucleotide messenger RNA. RefSeq lists its product as uncharacterized. The record is from RefSeq and is a predicted model, not a curated record. Bases 1 to 780 code for a protein of 259 amino acids. The transcript has a single exon. NCBI's taxonomy places the organism in Eukaryota, Euglenozoa, Kinetoplastea, Trypanosomatida, Trypanosomatidae.